Daldinia caldariorum is the source of this 2518-nucleotide messenger RNA. RefSeq lists its product as uncharacterized. The transcript has 3 exons. The coding region runs from base 372 to 2294 and encodes 640 amino acids. The record is from RefSeq and is a predicted model, not a curated record. NCBI's taxonomy places the organism in Eukaryota, Fungi, Ascomycota, Sordariomycetes, Xylariales, Hypoxylaceae.
GGAUUCCGACCAAGUACCUGGUCCUUAUCUUCUUCAUACUAUUUCUAUCUAACUAUACUUACUGUAUAACUAAUCAUAGACUGCUAGGAUAUCUUACAAGUUACGACAACGCUAGAGCGGGCUCAGUUAACGUGCUUUUUUGCCAAGCGUUUGCCUCGCUCGGCCAUCUGGGCUCCCGUUUUAACCCCCACGGAGACAGCAUCAACUUUCUCUCAUUUAUUGGCUUGAUAUUCCUCCUCUUGAGCUUCUGCCAGCAUAACUGACCGUCCCUUCUUUAAAAUACACUGGGUCAGCUUAAGCCCGAAACGUGGCGCGGGAUAUGUAGCUUCCUUACCAAGUGCUUGUCGAUUGUCCAAGUAUCUCCCGCGUUGAUGUAUCACAUGAGGCCAGCUAUUCAACACCAAUCUGCGGGGCCGGAUGUGAAACGCACGGCGAACCAAGAUGAACCGCGCCAAACUGUGGAGGGCGCCGAUCACGAUGGAGUUUCUAUCGAUGAUUCCUCUCCAGGUUAUAACGUGAAGAUCGAGAGCCCAGACUCCAGUGCUAGCUUAGCUCAGUACGACGGAACGAUCGGGUUUUCUCUAACUCCUUCGGAGCCGAACAUUACAGGGGUAGAUCGACCAAAUACAAUUGCUAGCCGCUACACACCAGGCUCCUCAUUACCAUAUAGAAGCUCGGCUACAACUAAACACGAGGAAGAAUAUGCAAGCCAAGAUGAAAUUUAUUCCCCAAAUCCUUUGGCACUCGCUGUUCGCCCGGUGGAACCGGUACAACACAGUAAAACUCCAACACGCCACCAACUUCAACCGGAGAUAUGGGAACUAUACAAGGAAGAGAUACAUGAACUUUAUAUCGAAGAAAACAAACCAUUAAAUGAAUUGAUGGAUAUAAUGCAAGCUAAGGGGUUUAAAGCUACUCCCCGGAUGUACAAGGCUAAGUUUGCACAAUGGGGGUUUGUUAAGAACAAUAAGAAGAGGGACGUGGCCAUGAUGCUGCGAUUGCAACGUGAGCGCGGGGCUGUGGGCAAGCCUACUACUUUUCGUCGCCACGGAAGGUCGGUUGACAUUGAAACAUACAUGAAGCGAAAGGGAAUCUCAAGCCUUGAACUGGUUACACCCGCCGCUGAUGUUGAUGUUGAUGUUGACUUACCCGAAUACCUGCGGGCACUCACACCUCCACCCGUUGAACCUCAGCAUAUGACUUUACCAUCUCAUCUCCAUGCCCAAGAAAUCCUUGUUUCAUGUUUUAAGGAUCUGACUUUAAGCUGGAGUGACUCGUUAGAAUCGCCUGUAUCCUUUGAGAAAGACUUCAACCUUUACUUCGACGGCGAACUAUGCGAGGCUACUAGGGACUUCAGUAGGGCUUGCUGGUUCUUCUCGAGGAACCAUAACCCCCUUGGUGCUGUGCUUAGCCAGCGCGCCUUCAGCUCGUUACACUUGCUUAUCAAGACACCCUCUGCACUUGGACUAUUCGACUUGCUAAUAGCCAGUGUAAUAUCUCCCGAUUAUGGGCUUGCCAAGGAAUUAUGGAGAUAUCUAGCAGGAUAUGCAGAAGCUGUAUUGGGGACAUCGAGUACCUUCUACCGACUAUUUACUGCGAUAUACGAUGUCUUUCGUAAUGAUUCGCUGGAAACUGGUGUGGAUUUCAUCUUUAGCUGCAUGGAGAGCAUAUUGGACAUGUUGCUCGAGACGAAUGACUUCUCUCAAACUGUCGUACCAGCCAUCAGUUUGUUCCUACUAGGGGACCUAAUUCUAUUCAACUCGAAAAGGACUAAUCUUCCAUCACUCCAAAGAGUAGUAGCUUCGUCAUCGACCAUAUUCGAUUCUCACGGUAGGUCACACUCACCGGAUCUCAUGUUGCUUCUCGAGCCGACGGCGUAUGUCUGGCAGAAAGGACCCCUCGAUGCGCGUUCGGUUAAACUAGCCGGUGUUGCACUUCGGCUUGACAUAUCAGAUCGGUACGAUUGGACGAGUUGGGUAUCCUGGCGUGUCAUUGCUCAAUAUCAUAGAAGCCGGUGUGGUACAGAUAGCUCUGCUGUAAAAGAUCACCCGCGGCACGCACUGGCGCGAUACGCUUUAGAAAGGGCUAUCGAUGCCGCCGAAGCUGGACGUGGCUUUGGUGAUACGCAAAUAUUUGAGAAUAUGCAGUUGCUAGAAUCCUGGCACCGCGAAGCUGGUGAUACAGUCCAGGAAGCAAUGGUACGACGCCGAAGAGAGAAGAGCUUGAAGGAUUACCUGGAGUCGCUACUACGAAGUCGUUUAGUAGAAAUGCCGAAUACUCCAACUUCGCAAUGAAGUCUUGACUCGGGGGUUUUACUGAUUCAGCGGGAGUACUCGUCUUGUUGUAAAUGGGAUCUAAUCAUAUUUGAUGUAUUUGAGGUUAAGGCAUCACACUUCAAUUUGUCCGAGGAGACAAGGACGAAGAUGUAUUAUAGCAGGUCAUUAUUAUACUAGGUACAUGAAAUAGGUAGCAAAUAAAAGCGUGCUGUUCGUUGUAUUCAUCAUACGUAAAGGGUGCA